Papaver somniferum (opium poppy) is the source of this 1062-nucleotide messenger RNA. Its product is annotated as GDSL esterase/lipase At2g04570-like. The record is from RefSeq and is a predicted model, not a curated record. The coding region runs from base 1 to 1062 and encodes 353 amino acids. The transcript is spliced from 3 exons. Gene Ontology annotation, molecular function: hydrolase activity, acting on ester bonds. NCBI's taxonomy places the organism in Eukaryota, Viridiplantae, Streptophyta, Magnoliopsida, Ranunculales, Papaveraceae.
AUGUCUACCCAAUAUAGUCUACUACUAUGCGUUUUUAAAGUACUUGUAUUUUCGGUUCUGGAGAUCACGGGAACGAAUAAAAUUCCUGCACUUAUCGUGUUCGGAGACUCAACUGUAGAUGCAGGCAAUAACAAUCAAAUCCUAACCUUGGCAAAAAGUAACUUCCUACCUUACGGACAAGAUUUCGAAGGUGGAAAACCCACUGGACGGUUUUGCAAUGGUCGUCUGGGCACCGAUUUCCUGGCGGAGAGGUUAGGGAUUAAAAAGUCGGUACCUGCAUAUCUUGAUCCAGCAUUUGGUAUUGAAGAUUUUGCUACCGGAGUUACCUUUGCUUCAGCUGCAACUGGUUAUGAUGUUGUUACUUCAGACUUGUUAGCUGUGAUACCUCUAUCCGAUGAAUUGAAAUACUUCAAAGAGUACCUGGAAAAGUUAACAUCCUUUCUUGGGAAGGAUGGCGCAGUAGAGAGAGCAAGAGAGUCAUUAUACUUUAUCAGCAUUGGAACGAAUGAUUUCGUUCUGAAUUACUUCGCCUUGCCUAUACGGUCAUCUCACUUUACGGUAGAUGAAUACGCGGAUUUUCUCCUUGGUAUUGCCAGAAGUUUCCUUAUCGAGCUUUACAGUUUGGGUGCUAGAAAAAUAGUAAUGAACGGGCUUCCUCCUAGUGGUUACCUACCAAUAACAAAAACUUUGAAUCACAUUUCUGAUAGACCGAAUUUGGAAGAGCUAAAUGAAGCUAGUAAAGACUUUAAUCUCAAGUUACAAAAUGUGGUAGCGAGUUUGAGCACAGAGCUUAGGGGGAUCAAGUUAGUAUAUACAGAUAACUACUAUCCUACUCUACAUAUCAUUCAUAAUCCAAAUCUUUACGGAUUUGAGAACACAGAGGAAGGAUGUUGUGGAACGGGAAUAUUUGAGACUGGAAUUUUUUGCAAAGCGGGAAUUGCAUUACCUUGCCCUGACCCGAGUAAAUACGUAUUUUGGGAUUCAGUACACCCAACUGAAAAGGUGUAUAACAUAGUAGCCAAUAUAUUGAUGAAUAAGACUCUACCUCAACUUCUCAAGUGA